Messenger RNA from Juglans microcarpa x Juglans regia, 1336 nucleotides. Its product is annotated as B3 domain-containing transcription factor VRN1-like. Gene Ontology annotation, molecular function: DNA binding. Lineage: Eukaryota; Viridiplantae; Streptophyta; Magnoliopsida; Fagales; Juglandaceae. The record is from RefSeq and is a predicted model, not a curated record. The transcript has 3 exons. The coding region runs from base 222 to 1205 and encodes 327 amino acids.
ACGAUACUUGAAGAUGGAAACUUUUUCUUUUGUCUUUUUGUCUUUUUCUGAGCAAGCCACGCUGCACGGUCUUCAUUUUUGAGACCAAAAAGGGAAUGAGACUUGGGAAAGUUCAGGUGACUCACCUGAGGUGGAGAGAGAUCUGAGACUGAGAGUGGCGAGGCUAAAGAGGGAGUACAAGCCCUGAGGAGGGAACGAUCUUGAUCCGAUAUAAUCUUCCCAUGGAAGUUCAAACGAGGACUCGCCGGACUGCAGUUGUCUUUGACAGGGAUCAUCAGCGGCCGUCAAGUUCUCGGUCGAGGUCAUGUGAUAGAGCCCGGCCACACUUUUUCAAAAUCAUUCUCCCCUAUUCCAUGGAUGACAUGAAACUGAGGCUCCCAGCAAAAUUUGUUAGGGAAUUUGGUGAUGAACUGUCCACUGUUGCAGUACUCACUGUUCCCAAUGGUUGCAGUUGGAAGGUGGGAUUGGAGAAAGCUGAAAACAUGAUUUGGUUUCAUGAUCAUGGCUGGGAGGAUUUUGUACAUCAUCAUUCCAUCCAGAAAGGCUACUUUUUAGUCUUCAGAUACGAAGGGGAUUCAAACUUCCAUGUUAUUGUCUUUGAUCUGACUGCUACGGAGAUCAUGUAUCCCUCUAAUGGAGAUCAUGAAAAAAUGACCCAAAAUCCAAAAUUGGGAAACCAGGUUGAAAUCAUUGAAGCAGAUAGUUCAGUCGAAGAAUCAGGGCAGCGCAAUUUGGACAAAAAUGAAAUGUCUACUGAAUUACAUGAUGAUCAUCAGUUGUUCACAAAACAAGAAGAAAACACAGAAAUGAGAAGUUUUUCUGACGUGUCUUCAAGAAGAAGAAUCAUAAGGUCCAGAGUAAAAGAAAUGGCAAAGCAAGCAGCCGCAAUGUUCAAGCCUAGAAAUCCUCAUUUCAUCUCGAUCCUUCGGCAAUAUAAUUUAACCAACGCUUUUGUGCCAUUGCCGAGGGGAUUUGCUACGAAGUAUCUAAGCGGGAAAAGAGCUAUCGAACUUGAGGAUUGUGAAGGAAAGCAGUGGCAUUGCGUGUGCCGUCGCACCAAUGGUACAAACGCGCCUUCAAGAAUGGGAAAGGGAUGGAAUGCAUUUUGGAAAACCCAUAAUUUAAAAGUAGGAGAUGCUUGUGUCUUUGAGCUGAUCAAGAAGAAUGGCGUUGUGCUGAAAGUUUCAAUACUUCCAGGUGCCUGAAUCUCAAGGACAAUUGGACCAACUACUAAUUGGCUUGUGUAAAUUGUCUACUUAUUAGCUACUUUCGGAAUUUGGUCUCUUGCUGCUUAUUACAUCUUAUCUGCAGCCUAAUAAUAACAAGUACAUCACCU